AUGGCUUGCAGUCGGAGCUCUCUCGAGCUACCGGACCCUGAAUGCCCCAAUACUGAGUCACCGACUGACAUCAAGACUGCUACCAUCAGUAGUAAGUUGACCUUCAGAGGAGCCCGUUCGGCGAGGGAAGAAGCUCAUGAGCCGACCCAAGGUACUCUCUUGGGUACCACCCAAGGCAUGCCCUUGACCUGUCGAUGA
This is a messenger RNA of Perkinsus marinus ATCC 50983, 198 nucleotides long. RefSeq lists its product as hypothetical. The record is from RefSeq and is a predicted model, not a curated record. Bases 1 to 198 code for a protein of 65 amino acids. The transcript has a single exon. NCBI's taxonomy places the organism in Eukaryota, Perkinsozoa, Perkinsida, Perkinsidae.